This is a messenger RNA of Nylanderia fulva, 737 nucleotides long. Its product is annotated as Microsomal glutathione S-transferase-like. The record is from RefSeq and is a predicted model, not a curated record. NCBI's taxonomy places the organism in Eukaryota, Metazoa, Arthropoda, Insecta, Hymenoptera, Formicidae. Gene Ontology annotation, cellular component: membrane.
GUUGGAAAAGGAGAGAAAGAGAGAGAAGUAUGUAGUAGCUAAGUAUAUAUAGGAUAUUGCGUGCUACUUCAUUUUUCGCUACGUGCAUGAAACGUGGUGUGAAAUAUAUACGGUCCAUAUUACAUUCCGAGUGAUAUUACUCUUUAAAACGUGUCUAAACGUUAAAAAAAAUGGUUGAAAUAAAUCCGGAAGCACUUAAAGUGUUCGGCUUUUGGGGCAGCAUAUUGGUUCUGAAACUUCUGGCCAUGAGUCCCUUGACUGCACGACAGCGAUUUAGGAAGAAGGCAUUUGCUAAUAAAGAAGAUCUUGGUUUUGGCAAAGAGAAACAAGUAAAGCUUGAUGAUCCAGAUGUGGAGCGUGUACGAAGAGCACAUCUUAACGAUCUGGAGAAUAUUUUGCCAUGGUUCAUAAUCACGUAUCUGUGGUUAAGUACUGGACCUGCACUAUGGUUGGCUAAAAUAUUAAUACGAACGUUUGUACUCUCCCGUAUAACUCAUACCAUUUCAUAUGUUAUUUUUCAUCAACAACCUACAAGAGCGAUAGCUUUCUUUGUUGGAAUUUUAAUUACUGGUUAUCAAGCAUUCAUCACAUUGUGGCACUAUUCCUAAUUUUAUAUACAGGGAUAACUUUUGAUCAUUUUUAUAUUAAAACGAGCAUGAUAAUAAAAGCAUUUAUAGCAUUAACAUUAGUUGCAGGGUUGUUUAAAAUAAUACAAUGUUUUAAUAUUUGAUAAUGAA